Molecule: messenger RNA, 905 nt
Organism: Brassica oleracea var. oleracea
Lineage: Eukaryota; Viridiplantae; Streptophyta; Magnoliopsida; Brassicales; Brassicaceae
Exons: 2
Coding region: 62-589 (175 amino acids)
Biological process (GO): regulation of DNA-templated transcription
Molecular function (GO): zinc ion binding
Source: RefSeq, a predicted model, not a curated record
ACACUUUCCUCAUAAAAUCCUCAACCAACCCACAAAGCCUCUCUCUCUCUAAACCAGAAACAUGGAUGUUUCAGCGAGAAAACCUUAUUUCAUCGAAGAAGAUGAUGAUCUGGCUUCUUCCUUAUCGGAGAUGGAAGCUGGGUUUUCUGGUGGAAACUUACAAAACGGUGUCGUUUCACGUCCUCUUUCUUACUCUAGUCUCAGGAACACGAACUUUUGUCACAAUAAUACCUACACUCAUGGUUAUUAUUACCAUCAAUACUCUGUUUCGUCUCCGAGAUCUGUCGUUUCCCGAAGAUUCCAUGAUUUCAGAUUAGACAAUCAACAGCCUCAUUACUUGGAUUCGUGUUUCCUCUGUAAGAAGCCACUUCAUAACAGAGAUAUCUACAUGUACAGAGGAGACACACCGUUUUGUAGUGAAGAGUGUAGACAAGAACAGAUAGAGAGAGAUGAAGAAGAAGAGAAGAAAAAGAAUCUGUCUUAUUCAGUGAAAUCAGCAAUGAGGAGAAAAGAACAAAGAAGCUCUUCUUCUUCUCUGACUAGAUCUGGUGGCUAUGCUAUUCACAACGGUCCUGUUGCUGCAGCUUGAAGUUCCGAAUCUGAUGAUGAGUUUGGGAACUAUAAUAAAUAAAAAUAUAAUUAGGUUAAAGAAACAAAAGAAGCGAGAAUGUGGCUUAACGUUGUUUGGAAGCUGGUCUUUGGAUCUUCUUUUGAUCUUUUUUUAAAUCUAAAAGAUCAGUUCACUUUCACUUGAAGUUUUCAAGGAAAGGAGAAAGCUAAAGAUCCUUUUAAGUUUUAACUCCUUUUUUCUUUCUUUUUUAACCUAAGAAAUGUGUUGGGAGUAUGAGAAGAGAGAAAUUGUAAAUGCCUGUAUGAAUUAGCGUCCAUGGCAUGCCUUGAGUAAA